Calidris pugnax (ruff) is the source of this 1953-nucleotide messenger RNA. RefSeq names its product RNA binding protein, fox-1 homolog (C. elegans) 3 (gene RBFOX3). Gene Ontology annotation, molecular function: mRNA binding. The transcript is spliced from 15 exons. The record is from RefSeq and is a predicted model, not a curated record. The coding region runs from base 871 to 1941 and encodes 356 amino acids. Lineage: Eukaryota; Metazoa; Chordata; Aves; Charadriiformes; Scolopacidae. Gene Ontology annotation, biological process: nervous system development; regulation of alternative mRNA splicing, via spliceosome. Gene Ontology annotation, cellular component: cytoplasm; nucleus.
CGCGGCGGCGGCGGCGGGUUGUGCACGCUGUGGGCGUGGAGCCACUGAAAUAUGGUGCUGGAGAGGCAUGGAAGAAGAUGAGUCAGCACCUCAGGGAGUUGGCAACCCAGGGCCCGCAGCCCGCCACUCGCCGUGCGGGAGCCGCAGGGAAAUGACUUUCCAUCGCCCCGGUACCGGGAUGCCCACGGGAUCCAGGGACUGAGCGGGACCUGGAGGGGCAAUGGGGUGUGCUGGGCACGGGGCCUCACGCCAGCCCCGGGAGGUGCCGUCUCCGGCUGAGAAGCUGCUGCUCUGAGACCCCGACAGCUCUUCCCCACGGCUCCCAGGGCCCCACGCCAGCGUGAGCUCCCGCCUGCGACCGCAGCACCAGGGACCUGCUCCCGGCCCCCAGGUACGUCGCUCCCACCGAGCAGCCCAGAGAGCCCAGCGCGAGCGCCGCGGGAGGAGCUGGGCUCAAUAAAAGAGCUCUGUUUGAUGUCUGAAUGCACAGGGGACUCCCCCUCCUCCUCCUCCUCCUCCUCCUCCAACUCCCACCCCUUUUAUUUCUGCUCCCUCGCCCUCUCUCCCUUUCCUCCUCCCCUUCCUUUCUCUCUCCCCGCUCCCGCUCUGGCUCACACACACCCUUUGCAGACCGAGCGCUCGGUUGCCAGUGGCUAAUGGCACCGGAGUGAAGGCGAGCGCUGCUGCCGGGCGGGCCGGCCUCCCGCCGCCGAUGCGUCCCCGCUCCUAGCGCCGAGAGGAGGGGUCGGGAGGGACGGCCGAGGAGGGGAGAGCCCGGGGGGGCCUAAACCGGGAAGAGGAGGAGGAGGAUCGCGGUUGUGCGGAAGAAGGAACGGACCCGCGAGCAGCUUCACGGCUACCUGUCGACACAUGCUGUGCUCCAUGGCUAACUCGGGCUGCCUCCUUGUCUCCAACUCAGGCAUGCUUCCUCACUCUCUCCCCUGUCCUCCAGCCUUCCUCUACCUCCAACAGGGUAACCAGGACGCCACGGCUCCGCCGGACGCGAUGGCUCAACCCUACCCCCCGGCCCAGUACCCCCCACCCCCCCAGAACGGGAUCCCCGCAGAGUACGCGCCGCCGCACCCCCACCCCACGCAGGACUACUCGGGGCAAAGCACAGUACCGGAGCACGCCAUGACCCUCUACACACCAGCACAGAGCCACGCCGAGCAGCCGGGCACCGACGCCAGCACACAGUCCAUAGCAGGGACACAGACGGUACCGCAGACAGACGAGGCGGCACAGACAGAGAGCCAGCAGCUACACUCCUCAGACAACACAGACAAGCAGCAGCCCAAGAGGUUACACGUCUCCAACAUCCCCUUCCGAUUCCGGGACCCCGACCUGCGGCAAAUGUUCGGGCAAUUCGGGAAGAUCCUGGAUGUGGAGAUCAUUUUCAAUGAGCGGGGCUCCAAGGGUUUUGGGUUUGUAACUUUUGAAACUAGCACAGAUGCCGACCGGGCACGGGAGAAGCUGAAUGGCACCAUCGUAGAGGGCCGGAAGAUUGAGGUGAACAACGCCACGGCCCGCGUCAUGACGAACAAGAAGGCUGCCAACCCUUACUCCAACGGCUGGAAGCUGAACCCGGUGGUGGGCGCAGUCUACGGCCCCGAGUUCUACGCAGUAACGGGGUUCCCGUACCCCGCCACGGGCACAGCGGUGGCGUACCGAGGGGCACACUUACGGGGACGAGGACGUGCUGUCUACAACACCUUCCGGGCCGCGCCGCCGCCACCACCCAUCCCCACCUACGGCGCGGUCGUCUACCAGGACGGGUUCUACGGAGCCGAGAUCUAUGGGGGCUAUGCCGCCUACAGAUACGCCCAGCCAGCAGCAGCAGCGGCAGCGUACAGCGACAGUUACGGCAGAGUGUAUGCCGCGGCAGACCCCUACCACCACACCAUCGGCCCCGCCGCCACGUACAGCAUCGGCACCAUGUGAAACCGCGGCCGU